AUGCAGAACGACCCUCUCCUCGUCGCAUGGGAAGAUAAACUUGAAGCUCCAGUCCGAGCCAUCAUCAAGAACUAUAACAUCGACAUCAUUGGAGUGGGUCCUCUCCGUCGAUCUUCGAGGAGGAGUGCUGAAAAGUACGAUACUGCACUGGUCACUGCUCGAAAGCAUGUCGUGACGAGUGACUCCUGGUUCAGAGCAUGCAAGGAAAUGUUACAGCUCUUUCGGUCUAAGGGGUUUAUGCAGCUUAACGUCGAGAUCAUCGAUACAAGAGCUAAUACCCAACUAAUAAGCUACCCUGUGUCUGUCUCUGACCCCUUCGUUGACUCUUGGCGUGUUUUGCGGCCUGUCAUACUCAGGAUUCUCGCCGAAUCCGAUUGGACUCUUCUGUGUGUUGUCCGUCGAAGAAAUGUGAAUCACUUUGAAGGACCUAUCACUGUCGCCAUUACCGUCACGGAAGAGUCUACCAACGAUUGGACCGCAGUAAGAGAUAGAAUCGUGGAGCUAUUGGACACUCGUGGUCACUAUAACGUCGCCGUUGAAAUAUGCCGUAGUAACAUCUGGCACGCGUCAUCUUUUGACAAUCAGGUCUUAAAUCGCGGCGACUGGGCUAUCAAAGCAAAACCUGGAGGAAGCCUUGGUCCUCGAGGAUCCACCACAUCUGCAUCAACAUUCGGCGGGUUUAUUGACCUACAGCACCCAAUCUCACAGGAAUGGAAAAGAUUUGGGAUGACAAACUUUCAUUGCGUUGUUGCAGGAUCUGAGUCUCACCCUUCAUAUGGACGAUGGGUCAAAGAAGGAAUCAAACCUGGAGAUAACAGCAACAACCUGCAGUUAGAUCAACCAGCCCUUCAAGACGACGAGUUCUCCCUCCAACACUACCGAAAAGAAAUCGAUGAAGUUCAACGUGAUGUUUCCGACAACCUACGUCAACGUAUUCUCUCUGGUGACCCGUCGGUUUCAAGAUCCCAAAAGACUAUAUACAAGCGUCAACAAGCUACGCUUAGUGAAAUCAGAGAGACUUUACGGAUUGCCACUUCCUUUGACCAACAGAAGCGUUAUCUUGGCUCCGUAUACGCUGCAUCUGGUUUCAAUGUUAACAAGCAGAAAAAACUCCUUGACUGGGCUUUAGUUGAUGUCGAUAAAUGCCGUCUCACAGUCAAUGAGAUCCCACCAGAUGGAACAGUUGACAGCAAAUAUCGCGUAUAUACCCCACCACAGCCCGUUAUGAUUGGCACAAACUCAGUGAACGAGGGUGAUCGUGUGUUUAAGGUCGGUCGGAGGACCGGUUUUACGGGGGGCACCGUAAAUGGCAUCAGGCUGGCUGACCUACAGGGAUGGGUCACAAAUGCUCAGGGCCAGCGAGAAUAUGUCCAGGGAACCGCGUCGGUGAUUCUUCCCUGGAAGUGUGACACCUUUGGUGAUCCAGGAGAAUCAGGAAGUUUUGUGAUGGACCACGAAGCGAAGUUCAUCGGUCUCCAUGUUGGUGGAGACCGUGAUAGAAACAUUGGCUUCGUCAUCGAGGCACAGGACCUCUUUGAAGACAUAAAAGAAGUCACAAAAUCUCGCGAUAUCCGGAUUUGA
Molecule: messenger RNA, 1581 nt
Organism: Trichophyton benhamiae CBS 112371
Lineage: Eukaryota; Fungi; Ascomycota; Eurotiomycetes; Onygenales; Arthrodermataceae
Exons: 2
Coding region: 1-1581 (526 amino acids)
Source: RefSeq, a predicted model, not a curated record